Penicillium coprophilum is the source of this 2202-nucleotide messenger RNA. RefSeq names its product transcription factor domain-containing protein. Gene Ontology annotation, molecular function: zinc ion binding; RNA polymerase II cis-regulatory region sequence-specific DNA binding; DNA-binding transcription factor activity, RNA polymerase II-specific. The record is from RefSeq and is a predicted model, not a curated record. Gene Ontology annotation, cellular component: chromatin. The transcript is spliced from 4 exons. NCBI's taxonomy places the organism in Eukaryota, Fungi, Ascomycota, Eurotiomycetes, Eurotiales, Aspergillaceae. Gene Ontology annotation, biological process: DNA-templated transcription; regulation of transcription by RNA polymerase II. Bases 1 to 2202 code for a protein of 733 amino acids.
AUGUUGACUAGCAAGCCUUAUCAAUGUCAUCGAUGCCCAAGGGCAUUUGCUCGUCUAGAACAUCUUCAAAGACAUGAUCGCUCACAUACCAAAGAGAAACCGUUUGUUUGUGUUCAAUGCCCCAAGGCCUUUACACGCAAGGAUCUGCUGGCCCGUCAUGAGCGUCUUUCUCACAACCCCGAUGCCAGUCCUGCCAGCAAUCACACACCGACACCCUCCCCCGCAAAUCCUCCCGCCCUGGACGAGUUAGAUUCAUUGGCAUCUGCAGUCACAAACCACAUCCAAUCUAAUCGCAGCACCUUGCAGGGUUCCGAUGACCAUUUUCCAGCAUUAUCACGUGCUGUGCACCGUCCGAUGCUGAGCGCCCAGUUGGCUAGCACAGACCCCUCGUCUAUAGGACCUAGUACCCCAUCUCCAGGCCCGGAUUUUGGAUAUGCGCUAGGUGGCUUUGGACCUGGAUCAUAUCAUGCCACUCCCGCUAUUCCCCCGUUGAACUUCUCCGCUCUGGACUAUGAUAGAUCUUCUGAUAGAGGGACUUUGACUGAAACUACUCCCUCGACUCCUUCGAGCUCUGUACUUCCCCGGCAUGGCGCUCAGUUACCAUCGCUCCAGCCGGAGGGCUAUCACAUCUCCCCCAAGGCCCGCCAGCCCACAGGAUUCGUACCAGUCACGGCUCAAUGUCGGGACAAGCUCUUGGAUAUGCUAUCCGACUACGCGAAUGUGGUCCCAGAUCCAUCAUUACCAUCUCGGCAUGCGCUAUCCCGGUGUUUGACCGGGUAUGUGACUGGAUUCCAUGAUCACUACCCCAUCGUGCACAUCCCGACUCUCAAUGUAGACUCGAUGACAUUACCACUCUUCCUAUCAAUGGCGGCAUUGGGGGCGCGGUAUUGCCGCGAGCCAGACACUAGCAUGCGUCUCUAUCAGAUUGCCAAACCAGUGACUUUGGAACAUGUUCGUCGGGUCUUCCAGUCAGGCAAGCUGCCCACGGUCAACGCAGCCAACGACAUUGAUACCUUAGAAACUGUACAAGCUUUAUUGUAUUUGAACUCGGUAUCACUAUGGUUCAUCAAUGACCCCCCAUAUCACGAGGCGCUAUCACUUCGCAGUCUAAUGGAAAUGCUCAUCCGACAAGGAGGACUCAACCGGCUACCCGAACAAGACGGGACAUGGGGUAGCUGGAUACGACGGGAAAGCGUAAAGCGUACCAAGCUAAUUGUUCUCUGUUUCUUCAACAUCCACACCAUCGUCUUCGACGUCCCACCCAUGAUCCUCACAGAAGAUUUCACACUCGAAUUACCUUGCACCGAAAAAGAAUGGCAAGCCGCGAGCGCAGACCUCUGGCAGGCAGAGCGCAUGAACAGUCCCGGCGAACCAAAAUUCCAAGACGCCCUCUCCGCCUUAUUCGGGCCAACCGACAAUGUAGAGAGAUUCUCCUCGCUCGGCGGCUACGUUCUAAUCCACGCCAUCCUGCAAGAUAUCUGGCUAAUGACGAAAGCCGGCCGACUACCCGUCUCACGACGGAACCGCUUCGCCUCAUCAUCAAUGACAUCCACACCGGAGCUCGUGCACGUCGAACAAGCGCUAGAACGCUGGUGCCAGUGCUGGGAGCGCAACCAAGAAUCAUCCAUCGACCCACUCAGCCCGAACGGUCCUUUAUCCUUCACAUCAGCAGCCCUGCUUCGAUUAGCUUACAUCCGACUCAACGCAGACUGCGGCUCAGCCCGCCAGCUGCAAAGUUGGGACCCCGUCCAGAUCGCAACAAGUCUCCGUGAAAAUCUCUCCGUGCAACGCGGCGACCGGCUGACGCGCGCUGCGCUUCACUGCGCACAUGCCCUCAGUACACCUGUCAAGCUCGGCAUUGGAUUUGUCGCGCACUCGCAGGUAGCGCUGUGGUCAAACCAGCAUGCUUUGUGUUCUCUCGAGUGCGCGGUACUGUUGGCUAAAUGGCUUGAAGCGAUCACGGUGCCGGAUCCGGAACCGAGGUUGACGGAGCAGGAGACUCGGUUGCGGGAUUUUGUGCUCGAGAUGGUUAUGGAGGUGCAGCAUGGUGCUUCGAGAGAGUGGCUGCUCGCUACUAAUACCCGGCUCAGUGUUGCGAUUACCCGGUUGUGGGCGCGACUGUUCACGGCGGAUUAUAUUUGGGAGAUGGUUUCUUUGAUUGGGAGGUCUUUGAAUAGUUAUGCGGACUUAUUAGAACAAUAA